Amphimedon queenslandica is the source of this 1148-nucleotide messenger RNA. RefSeq names its product HEAT repeat-containing protein 1-like. Gene Ontology annotation, cellular component: 90S preribosome; t-UTP complex; small-subunit processome. The record is from RefSeq and is a predicted model, not a curated record. The annotation marks the transcript as partial. The transcript is spliced from 6 exons. Gene Ontology annotation, biological process: positive regulation of transcription by RNA polymerase I; maturation of SSU-rRNA from tricistronic rRNA transcript (SSU-rRNA, 5.8S rRNA, LSU-rRNA). Gene Ontology annotation, molecular function: snoRNA binding. NCBI's taxonomy places the organism in Eukaryota, Metazoa, Porifera, Demospongiae, Haplosclerida, Niphatidae.
CUAGCGAUGAUAUGGACCGCUCCCACUGACACUAACAACACCGAGGGGGCCAGUAAUGGGCUACUCAUUACUGAAGUGACUCAGGUCAGAGCUCUAAGGAUAGCCAGGGCUUACCUUCACUCCCUGGAUCAUGAGGCCACCAUUGCCAUGCUCUCAGCCUACUGUCCAGUUGUCUCCUCACUAUUACUCCCAUUGUCAAGUCCUAACACUCUCAUUCGUAAAGGAGCCUACCACUGCAUUGAAGCACUCUACAGCUCAGCCACUGUCUCACAACCAGAGGACAAACUAACCCAAAUCUACUCAUCCUGCCCUCUCCUUCAUCUACUGGACUAUCUCACCACAUGUAAAGUAUCAAUAGCUACUGACCCCAUUGGACUCCAGUUAGUAUUACAGUCACUCUAUAGCAGUACUGAGGAUGGGAAUAGGAGGGGGACAUUCCCAAGGCUGGCUCCGCCCGAUGUUCCGCCGAGUGCUAAAAAGAGGCGUGGCAAAAAGGCGGAGUCUCUCGAGGAAGGGGAGAGGGUCCGUGAAGCGAUUGUAGAGUCUUUGUUGUUGAUGAUAGUUGGACUGGAGAGGGGACCUUUAUAUAUGAUCAAUCAGUUAUUGAAUAUACUAUCAGGAGUUGAUAUUAAGUGUAAGUUAAGUGGGUUGUUGAAGCUGAUGAAAGAGUUGAUCCAGAAAGUGAAGGAACACGAUGAACAUACAAUGGACACAAACAAAGAAUUUUCUUCCUACCCACUAUCACCAAUAGAGUCCCAUUGUGUCCAGUCGUUAGUGCAGUGCUAUACUCCAGUGGUUGCUUCAUGGCUGGAGACUGAUCCUGAUGCUUUUGAAGUGUUUCUCUCUCUUCUCUCGUCCUCCAUUUCUCUAUCACCCACUGUACCAUCACUGGCUGCACUAGCAGUGAAUCAGAUCACUCCUCAGUUCUAUUCAUCUCUUUCCACUGUUCAGUCUCAGCAGUCAAUACUUCAUUCAGUUCUUAGUCUCAUGAUAGUCUCCAGUAGCUCAGGUCUCACACUGACUGCUAAACAAUGUCUUCAACAAUUGCCUUUAAGUUCUGAGGUCUUGAUAGCUGAACUGUUACUGGAGGAAGACAAACUAAAACCAAAAGAGAUUGACUCAUCUGCUGGCCCUGCCACUAAGAAAAG